Drosophila teissieri is the source of this 2095-nucleotide messenger RNA. It is a transcript of the gene Dfd, whose product is annotated as homeotic protein deformed. The transcript is spliced from 5 exons. The record is from RefSeq and is a predicted model, not a curated record. NCBI's taxonomy places the organism in Eukaryota, Metazoa, Arthropoda, Insecta, Diptera, Drosophilidae. Gene Ontology annotation, biological process: regulation of transcription by RNA polymerase II; anterior/posterior pattern specification. Bases 1 to 1734 code for a protein of 577 amino acids. Gene Ontology annotation, molecular function: DNA-binding transcription factor activity, RNA polymerase II-specific; RNA polymerase II cis-regulatory region sequence-specific DNA binding. Gene Ontology annotation, cellular component: nucleus.
AUGAGCUCUUUUCUCAUGGGUUAUCCGCAUGCUCCACAUCAUGUUCAAAGUCCCAUGUCCAUGGGCAAUGGUUUGGACCCAAAGUUUCCUCCGGUGGCCGAUGACUAUCAUCACUACAAUGGACACUAUUCAAUGACCGCUUCUACGGGCCACAUGAGUGGUGCCGUCGGCGGCGGUGCAGGUGUUGGGUCUGUCGGAGGUGGUGGAGCUGUUGGGAUGACGGGUCAUCCGCAUUCCAUGCACCCGGCGGACAUGGUCAGCGACUAUAUGGCGCAUCACCACAAUCCUCACAGCCACUCCCACUCGCACACCCACUCACUACCGCACCACCAUAGCAACAGUGCGAUAUCAGGGCACCACCAGGCAUCCGCCAGCGGAUACAGUUCCAAUUAUACCAAUGCCACUCCGCCCUCACAUCCGCACUCGCAUCCGCACGCCCAUCCGCACCAGAGCCUCGGCUAUUACGUGCACCACGCCCCCGAGUUCAUACCCGCAGGAGCGGUGCACUCCGACCCCACGAACGGGUACGGUCCGACGGCAAACGUUCCAAAUACGAGCAAUGGCGGUGGUGGCGGAGGCAGUGGCGGAGUGCUCGGGGGUGGCGCAGUGGGUGGAUCGGCAAAUGGAUACUACGGCGGGUACAGUGGGGGCUAUGGGACGGCGAACGGAAGUGUGGGCAGCACCCACUCCCAAGGACACUCGCCGCACUCCCAGAUGAUGGAUCUGCCGCUUCAGUGCAGCUCCACGGAACCACCGACGAACACGGCGCUGGGACUGCAGGAAUUAGGCCUAAAACUAGAAAAACGCAUAGAAGAAGCUGUACCUGCCGGGCAACAACUGCAAGAGCUGGGAAUGCGAUUGCGGUGUGAUGAUAUGGGAUCCGAAAACGACGAUAUGUCAGAGGAGGAUCGGCUCAUGCUGGAUCGGUCUCCAGACGAACUGGGCUCCAACGACAACGACGACGACCUCGGGGACUCAGACAGCGAUGAGGAUCUGAUGGCGGAGACGACCGAUGGAGAACGGAUCAUCUACCCCUGGAUGAAAAAGAUCCAUGUGGCGGGAGUGGCGAACGGGUCUUAUCAGCCGGGAAUGGAGCCAAAACGCCAACGAACCGCCUACACACGCCACCAGAUCCUGGAGCUGGAAAAGGAGUUCCACUACAACCGCUACCUGACGCGUCGACGGCGCAUCGAGAUCGCCCAUACGCUAGUUCUGUCGGAGCGGCAGAUCAAGAUCUGGUUCCAGAACAGGCGCAUGAAGUGGAAGAAGGACAACAAGCUGCCCAACACCAAGAACGUGCGCAAGAAGACGGUGGACGCCAACGGCAACCCAACACCGGUAGCAAAGAAACCCACCAAGCGGGCCGCCUCCAAAAAGCAGCAGCAAGCGCAGCAGCAGUCGCAGCAGCAGCAGGCGCAGCAGACUCCGGUGAUGAAUGAGUGCAUUCGUUCGGACAGUCUGGAGAGUAUCGGUGACGUCAGCUCGUCCCUGGGCAAUCCGCCCUAUAUACCGGCGGCACCUGAGACGGCCACUUCUUAUCCGGGAUCUCAGCAACACCUCAGCAACAACAACAACAAUGGCAGCGGCAAUAAUAAUAACAACAACAACCUCAAUAACAAUAACAAUCAAAUGGGGCACACGAAUCUGCACGGGCACCAUCAGCAGCAACAAUCCGAUCUCAUGACCAAUCUUCAGCUACACAUCAAGCAGGACUACGAUCUGACGGCCCUGUAGAAUCAGCAGGGAUAUCUCCAAGAUGACUUCAGCGUUGUAAACUAGCUACCCCUAUCAUUCUUUGUAGAUUUUUGUUUUUCAUUUCGAAUCAAUAACCUUGAACUUCAAGCAAGGUUAAAAACAAAUCGGAGUAUACAGUGAACGUAGUUAGUUAAGGACCGACCAUUAGGUAGACGAUUCCCAUUUUAUAAAGUUGUAAUCCCAAUUCCCCACAAGUGUUGUAUAUGAGUUUUAGUUAAGCACCCUAGGAUUCAGGUUUAAGAGUUUGUAUAAAGCCUAGAACGAUUCGUCAUAGCAGAUAAGUGGCAUAACUUAGCUUUAGAAUUGAUUAUUUGUAUAUCUAAGAUAACUAUAAAUAUUA